This is a messenger RNA of Fonsecaea multimorphosa CBS 102226, 318 nucleotides long. RefSeq lists its product as uncharacterized. The record is from RefSeq and is a predicted model, not a curated record. NCBI's taxonomy places the organism in Eukaryota, Fungi, Ascomycota, Eurotiomycetes, Chaetothyriales, Herpotrichiellaceae. The coding region runs from base 1 to 318 and encodes 105 amino acids. The transcript is spliced from 2 exons.
AUGUCCCGACCCAAUACACCUCGCCAACGUGCGAAUACUUUCUCGCUGGACGAUGCAAUCGAUUCCCUUGCCCCUAUUUCCAUGCUCAGAUGCCCGCGUACUCAUGUUGACCAAGCAGGACGUGUGGAGAUUGGGCGGCCGUUGAGCAAUCCUGGAAUCCAAAGGCCUUUAGAUAUUGUGGGAUCCCGAACGAAAGGAAACCCCAAAGGACUGGAUACCGGGGCCCCCAAAGCUUCCAACAGUGAUAAAAACAAUGAGGCGGAUCCCAUGGACAAGGAACGGCCGUUCCGUAAGCAGGACGACUUUAUCCCAUUGUAA